AUGAGUCUUCAGGAUACGCAGACACCCCAAAGACCGGCGAACACUAGGCAUGGAAGACGCAGAGGGCAAGCGAGAGGAGCAGCGCAGAGACAGAAGGGGGAUGGCACUUCACGAAAACGCAAUCGAGGCGCCGACCAAUUCUGCGUGCACCACGUGGCAGACGAAAUACAAACACCGGUGUAUGCAGUGGAGUUCAAAGCGCCGCACAAGGUGACAAUCCCCGAAUUUGUGGCGGGUUUACACCAGAUGCAUCUGGCCCAGGAUGUCAUUGACAAGAAUGGCGAAACAUUUGAAUUGUAUGCUACCCGCCUCGUCGCCGCCGUGGUCACUCAGAUUUUCUCAUACAUGAUUGACAGUGGAGUUCGAUACUGCUAUAUCUGA
Messenger RNA from Penicillium soppii, 381 nucleotides. RefSeq lists its product as uncharacterized. Lineage: Eukaryota; Fungi; Ascomycota; Eurotiomycetes; Eurotiales; Aspergillaceae. The transcript has a single exon. The record is from RefSeq and is a predicted model, not a curated record. The coding region runs from base 1 to 381 and encodes 126 amino acids.